This is a messenger RNA of Komagataella phaffii GS115, 612 nucleotides long. RefSeq names its product Putative protein tyrosine phosphatase. Gene Ontology annotation, molecular function: phosphatase activity. The record is from RefSeq and is a predicted model, not a curated record. Lineage: Eukaryota; Fungi; Ascomycota; Pichiomycetes; Pichiales; Pichiaceae. Gene Ontology annotation, biological process: protein dephosphorylation. The transcript has a single exon. Bases 1 to 612 code for a protein of 203 amino acids.
AUGUCUAAUGAUAUCAUAAAUAUAAAUGACCUCAAGAGCAAUUCAUCCUUCAAUGAUGAGUCCAAUUGCGAAAAGGUCAGCGAACCCCCCUCUUUGAGAAUCGUUCCUCCCCUGAAUUUCUGUCCAGUGGAAAGGCACUUGUACAGGUCAGGCCAGCCUUCAACUAUUAACCAUUCAUUUUUAAAAGAGCUUAAUUUGAAAUCAAUAAUUUGGCUUGCAAUAGAAGAUCCACAGGACAAUUUUCUGAAAUUUAUUGAUGACAAUAACAUCAAGUUCUUUUAUAACUUGGGAUUCAAUAGCAUAGACAACAAUUCAUGGGACGGCUUAAGUGAAAAUAGUAUAAAGCAAUCUUUAGAAGUGAUAGUGGAUACAAGAAACUAUCCUUUACUGGUAUGUUGUGGUAUGGGAAGGCACAGAACUGGUACCAUAAUUGGCUGUUUGAGAAAGUUACAGGGUUGGAACUUAUCAAGUGUAAGUGAAGAAUACAGGAGGUUCACGGGAAGCAGAGGCGGUCGUAUUUUGGUGGAGCUGUUAAUUGAAGCAUUUGACGUCGGUACUAUAAGUAUGGAUCCUCAAUUUGCUCCUGAUUGGCUUACCAAAAGUACAAAAUAA